GAAUCUGCUACCGCCUCAAGAAACGAGGCGCAAAGCUAGACCAUGAGAGAGGAAGCACAAGGCCGCCGCGGAAAUGAACAUGAACGUGAACUAGAAGAAUGCAUGAAAUUGCUGUACGAUGCCGCACCUGGCUAUGAAUCUCAGCGGACCUCCAUCCCCCACCCGAUUGAGGGAACAUGCAAAUGGUUUCUGGAACAUCCUAAAUUCACCCAAUGGAAAGAAUCAUCCUACGACGAACCAUGCUUCCUAUGGGUAACCGCGAGCCCUGGUUGUGGGAAAUCCGUCUUCGCCAACUUCUUGAUUGAUCAUUUAGGACAAACAGGGUCUUCAGACAUUGUUUGCUACUUUUUCUUCAAGGAUGGCGACGAGGUGCGCCAGCACCUGCACCACGCUUUAUGUGCAAUUCUGCAUCAGCUCCUCGACCGUGUUCCAGAGACGAAUUCGCUCGUUCAGAGCACUCUAAAGGAACUUCGUAGAAAGGGCAAACAAUUCGUCAAGGACUAUAGCUCCCUUUGGACCAUCCUAUCAACCGCUCUGCAACCCUUUGGCUCGGAAACUCCACCCAGGAUACUUUUCAUCGUAGAUGCACUGGAUGAGUGUUCAGAGGAAUCCCGAACAUGGUUCAUAAAUCGGCUUGUAUCAGCGUUCUCUGAACCUGGCGAAGCUUGGGAAUGGGAGAUACCCCCGAAGCUUCUCAUCACAAGCCGCCCACUCGUCACAGUUGAAUCAGAACUUGGGCCAUUGACUGCAAACUGCCUACGCAUGGAAGACGAAGCAAUUGCCAUAUCCGCAGACAUUAAAAAGGUUGUCUCUGCCGGUAUAAAGAAGCUUCGCGACGAAAGACUUGUCGAGGAACGAACCUGCGAAAGGGUUUAUCAAGCGAUACUAGAAAAAUCCGGACAAGACUUUCUGUGGGUGUCGUUGGUGUUAGACCUCCUCCUUCACUCUGCAACCUUCGAUGAUGAAUCUGUUGACGACAUCAUCAACAUCCCGAAAGACCUUGACGCUGUAUAUGAGUCUGCGCUGUCGAAAACGUCAGAUCCAGACAAACCCCUAACUUUGCUACAAAUCCUUCUGGUCGUCACAAAGCCACUACACCUUGACGAGGUUAAUGUGGCUCUACACAUUCGAGCGAAUGAUCAUGUUCAAACCAGCAUCAGCCUCGAUCCUCGUAUCGGGCUCACUGUCAAGCAGCUUUGCGGAGCCUUAGUUCGUAUCGUCGACUCUAGAAUCCACCUGGCUCACGGAACUGUGAGAACUUUCCUGCUGAAAUCCGAAACUGCCUUACCUGGUCCUUCGAGAAGGUGGCGUGGCUCGGUAUACAAACCAAGAGCUAACUAUGUUUUGGCUCAAAGCUGCAUCACUUACCUUGCCCUUCAAGACUGGACCUCAGAUGUAUCUCUUGGGUCAAGAGGUGCGUUCUACGAGUACGCCGCGUUGAAUUGGUAUGUGCAUGUUGAAAAUGCCACAAAAGCAUCGAAUGAUCCCGAGGACAUCAACGAGGCCGAAAAAGAGACACUUGAUGAAUGCAUAACUACUCUGUGUUUUAACGGCCUUGGCGGGCUGCGGUCAUGGUUCGCGCCCUUUCACCGUAUUGGUGAUUGGAGUUUUCGGGUCAUGCUCAGCAAAGCGUCAGCUCAUGGACUGGUGCCCGUCGUAAGAGGAAUGCUACGUCAAACACAGGAACCUAGUUCUUCCGCAAAGGACUGGACUCCGGUUCCAGCUUUCAAUCCUUUGCACUUGGCUGUGCUGAAUGGACAUGACACUGUCGUUCGCCUUCUGUUCGCUGAGUUGGGGGGAAAACUGGGACGUUACAUGACAGCUACCACAAGAGCUUCUGCCAGAGAGGGCCACCUAGCUGUGGUCAAGGUCCUUUUUGCGAGCGAGCAUUGCCCACAGUCGGCUAAGGACUACGCGCUUUGGGAGGCUUGUCGCUAUAGUCGGCUCCAAGUAGCGGAGUAUGCUGUCAGCCAAGGGGUGUCUGUCGAGGCGAAGUUUGACCAUAAGUCUGCUCUAAGCGUGGCAGUUGAUCGCGAAGAUCAUUCCAUGGUCACGUUGCUCCUCAACAAUAAGGCAGUCCCUACGGGUUCGACCAUAUUGCAUGCUGCACGUUGGGCUGAGACAUCCCUUUUCCGCGCUAUUCUCACAGCUUACGAGAAUACCGACGCCGCGCUCCCUGAUGAUUGGAUGUCCAUGGCCACGAAUGAAGCUUCCAGUCGAGGCAACGCGGCGGUCCUAAACCUUUUGCUGGAUAUGGGUGCUAAGAAGCCAACACAAAACAAUCUUGACAAAGGGUUGAGGCGUGUAGCCCUUGCCGGCGACGAGGUAUCUAUCAAGACCUUUAUUCAUCUAGGAGGAAAGGACGGUCAAGGAGCUGCAACUUACGACGACCUUAUGCCGUACAUCGAGAAAUGUCAAUCGGAGCAUGCGACGCAAGAUAGUUGGAUCGAGCGCAUCCCUGAAGGUCAGGAUUUACCAGUGCUCCUUGAAAAGGAUUUCUUCAAGCACAAAACGGCUGCAGCAAUACUGGACGCUCUUCUCCAAUCGCAGAAAUACGACCAACGGAUCCUUUGUAUGUCGCUCGAAACUGUUUUUGUGGCAUAUUUGCCAAAGAGCAACCCUCCAUCAAAAACAGCAAUGGUUCAAAUGGGACUCAAGCGCAUCCCGGCCACGACAGCCAAUGAACGGAAAAGAUACCGAGACUUUACUGUCCCCGUUGCUUUUCUCUUGCAGCGUAAAGCUCGUCUAAGCCAAUCGUCAUAUCUUGAUGCGCUGGGGCGAGCCAUUUUGAAUAGCGCGGCAAUAAGAAAAGUCUGCACGGAGUUACUUCUUGAAAGGGUAGAAGAAUUUACAGACGCCAUUCCAGUGAGCUUUGCUAUAUUGCUAGCUCCCGCUUGCUUCUAUAACCACUCGGCAGCCAUGUCUAUGCUUUCAAAAGCAAGCACAGACGUGAACAAGAAAGAUGACAAUGGUGUGACUCCGUUACUAGCAGCAACCAUGGCCAAUGAUCUCGAAGUUUGUGAGAGACUGCUUGGAUCUGGAGCGGAUCCAAACAUUGUGUGUUCAUAUGAGCCUAAAUCACGUCCUUCAGAGGACGUGCCUCAGGAAGACGACAAUACUCCUCGAAUUUAUGGAGAUAGAGGAUUUACAGCAACCCCGUUGGCAGCGGCGAUGAAGUUGAAUGCUAGUGAAAUCAUGCCUUUGCUACUCCGCCAUGGAGCCGAUCCUUGGUUCGACUUCUGCCAAGGACAGGAGCAAGAUACACUCAUGUCUUCAAUCGCAAGCGCAGCGCAAACUGAGGAUUCUUUAGACCAUUUCCUUUCGCAGCUCCAAAAAUUGAACUUGUUGAUUUCCUCGCAUAUCAACACCAGGGAGAAAAUAUCGGGCAGAACCUUGCUUCAUUGGGCUGUCGUCAAGAGAUACCAGAGUUCGGUAGAGAAGCUCAUUGCGCUCGGAGCAGACACGGAAGUGAAGGACGCAAAUGGAGCAACUCCUCUUCAUGAAGCUGCUAUGGGAGCAACCAAGUAUACCGGUUCUGAGUUGGUCAAAUACCUCGUUGUCCAAGGUGGGGCUGAUCUAACGGCGGAGAAUAACUGUGGGAAGACGCCGCUUGCUGUCGCCAUCGAAGCCCAAGGCGAAACCGAUUAUCUGGUGGAGACUUCAGGCUUGCCUUCAACAGAAACCACUAUAGGUUUUCUAUCCAGAGUCGGCCAGUUUGGUUAUAACAGGAUGGAUCCUGCCGGGAUCAGGGAAGCAUACGAAGUAUCGCUGGUCUUGCACCAUGCUGGUGAUGCGUCCGUGGUGAGUGAUGCGGAGUGGUCGGAUGAAGUAGAAGAAGAGGAGUUCAAUUGGGACGAAUCUGACGAUGAUUCUGAGACGUCUGAAGGCCUUGCUGUAGGUGAGAGGUGAGCGAGUAGAUAUUGUUGGAUGAAGUGAUUUGGAAUCGAGAUACCUAAUCCUUGCGAAGC
Messenger RNA from Aplosporella prunicola CBS 121167, 3968 nucleotides. RefSeq lists its product as uncharacterized. Lineage: Eukaryota; Fungi; Ascomycota; Dothideomycetes; Botryosphaeriales; Aplosporellaceae. Gene Ontology annotation, molecular function: protein binding. The record is from RefSeq and is a predicted model, not a curated record. The transcript has 3 exons. The coding region runs from base 43 to 3909 and encodes 1288 amino acids.